This is a messenger RNA of Pediculus humanus corporis (human body louse), 1059 nucleotides long. RefSeq lists its product as uncharacterized. The transcript is spliced from 2 exons. The coding region runs from base 1 to 1059 and encodes 352 amino acids. The record is from RefSeq and is a predicted model, not a curated record. NCBI's taxonomy places the organism in Eukaryota, Metazoa, Arthropoda, Insecta, Psocodea, Pediculidae.
AUGGAUAAUCAAAAAAAAACUGGUGAUACUACGAACCCGAAAACAACAAUAUCAGAUUUGGAAAAGAGAAGAUUACAAUUUGAAUUAAAAGCAGCAGAAGAAAUUGCCAUAUUAAAAGAAAUAGUUAUAAGAAAAAGAUUGGCAUACGAAUUGGCAUCGUUAGAAGAUGGAAAUCCUAGUAACAACGACGGGAUGAAUUCGUCGCAGUGGAAUAAUAAAAUCGAUAAUACGUCAUCGAUAGAUAAACCACCCGUUUCGCCGCCUUUGCACAAAAAAAAAGAAGCGGAUAUGAAUGCAAUAUCGUCAGAAGAAAUAAUAUCUUUUCCAAAUUUAAAUUUCAAAGGAUUUAGUCAAAUGAACCCGAAAAAUGAUACGAAAAGGACGAAAGUGAUAAGAGAAACGCCGGAAUUGCUAACAAAAAUCCGAAAUAAAAAUUCAUUUAAUCAAAUAACACCGUCAAAACCAUUAGUGGACUUACGUUUACAUUUUAACAAACCUCAAAUGGCUCAAAAUUUAUCAUCUUCGUCGCAAAAAAAACCACCGAUUUCGUCAUUUCCGGUACAGCAACAAUCGGUUGUGCAACAACAACAACAACAGCAACGUCAUUCGUUACCAACGGAAGAACCUCACACGCCGCAAUAUUCGUAUUCAUCCCCGCAACAAACUCUACAAUAUUCAAUAUCGUCAUCGCAACAAACCCCUCUUAACUUUUACGGAACGAAACAAAAAAAAUCAUCUUAUUUAUUUUCUUCUACUCAUCAACAGGCAACAACAUAUUCGACUUCCGUCGUGCAACAAACGCCGAUUCCGCCAUAUCCGACUGUGACGCAAAGACAACCGUCAUCGGAAACUCCACCAACGGUACCGCAAUUAAAAACAUUAUAUUAUUCCGUACCUCAAAUGAAAUUUCACAGUUCUAACGAUAACAACAAAACAAGAGAAGAACAACCGGAAGGUUUGGAAGGUAAAUAUCAAAAAAAUUUUAUCCGAAUAAAAAAAGAAAAUUCUGAAUACGCAUCUGAAAAGCUUUUAAAACCGUUUAUCGGUUUUAAAGUUUAG